Messenger RNA from Magallana angulata, 1429 nucleotides. Its product is annotated as FUN14 domain-containing protein 1-like. Gene Ontology annotation, cellular component: mitochondrial outer membrane. Bases 67 to 474 code for a protein of 135 amino acids. The transcript is spliced from 4 exons. NCBI's taxonomy places the organism in Eukaryota, Metazoa, Mollusca, Bivalvia, Ostreida, Ostreidae. Gene Ontology annotation, biological process: autophagy of mitochondrion. The record is from RefSeq and is a predicted model, not a curated record.
AAGGGAAUUGCCUACUUUCACUUUCGUAUGAAAUUUCGUAUUCUGGAUAAUUUGAAGACUUGAGGGAUGACACACAAGAGGGAUAAGAACGAGAUCUUGGAUGUAGUGAAUUACAAAGAUGGUUGGCUCCGUGAUAUGGUUAAAGAUGUAACAAAGAGAUCGACGGCUCAGCAAGUAGUCAUCGGGGGAGUAUCAGGAUGGGUUUCGGGAUACUUGUUUAUAAAAGUGGGAAAACUUGCAGCCAUUACUUUGGGAACAUCAAUUCUGGUUCUUCAGAUUGCACAGCAUAAGGGAUAUGUGAAGAUUGACUAUUCCUUACUACAGAAAGAUGUAGAGACAGCUAAGAAGGUCUUAGAAAAGCAGGCUAAGGACCAUUACCCAGGAGUUCUGGAAACUCUGAAGAGGUUUUUCAAGAACAACAUAUACCUAGCUGGAAGUUUUACUGGUGGAUUUUUUAUUGGAAUGACCUUUUGACCUUUUGGAUCCUCUUCUCCGGCUUUAUACGCAUUCUAAGCAUGAACAGCUGACACUGGAAGAAUUCACGUGUAAAUAAUCACCCUCUUUGUGACAUUGUUUAUACAUGUACUUUAUUUGAUGGAUCCUUUCAAUCAUGAGUACCUGAUAGAAUUGUAAUGAAAUUAAAACAAAAUUAUCAUGUAGAAAUGUCGUGUUUGACACCAAUCUAUGAAUUUUAUUGGUGUGAGGAUCAGACUGUUACAGGGAUUGUUUGUGUGCUAAAUGUGUCGGGUCGAGCGUAAUAUGUGCGAGAUCAAACAUACUGUAUAGAUUAAACUACUGGGGUAGUCAAAAAUUCUCCAACAAUGGUGUCUGGUUGUUAGAAGACCAGUGAAUUGUAAUUAAUUUUUUUACUGGUUCCCAUGUCUUUAUCAUCUCAUUGUAACUAUUUAUUUACAUCUAUUGAUUUACAUGCAUUUUAUAUCUUUAUUUGUAUAGUUAAUCAAUACUUAUUUGAGUAUAUCAAUUGACAUAAACACCCUUUACGCUUCCACCUAUAGAAUGUAAAUGUUGAGGUGACCACUGAAAUAUACAGCCUGUCUCAUUAGAAUUCUAUGAAAGCAAAAUUCAUGCUGGGGAUUUUUUCUUCUUCAAGUAUUCUUAACUUGUUCUAAUAAUACCCCCCCCCCCCCCCCAGUGGUAUGUAUGAACUUGAGUGUAUGAGUGUACUUAUAACUGGAUUGUAAUGUACUUACUUCAGAUAAUUAAACAGCAGUUAAAUUUUAAUGGGACAUUCCAUGGAGGUUGAUGCUGUAAUUUGCUUUUACAUGUAUAUUAUCUAUUUGAUGAGAAAUAUUGUAAAAAAAAAACAACACACAGCUGGAUCAUAUUGCUCUUUAGUUUGCAGUUUGUUUUGUUAAAACUUAAAAAAAAAAAUACAUCAUCUGUGAUUGAAAUAAAAAUCAAAAACAUU